AUGGCCUCCAAAGCGUUCUACGCAGUCGUAGCCGGCGUGGGUCCCGGCACCGGGGCCGCCGUUGCCCUCCGGUUCGCAAAGGCGUAUCCCGUCGUUGUCUUGGCCCGCAAGCCCGAGAGCUACAAUGACGUGGUCGCCGACAUCAAGAAGUCCGGGGGCAAGGCCAUAGGUAUCAGCACAGACAUCGCCGAUCCCGAAUCCGUGGCCUCGGCCUUCGCGACCAUCAAGAAGGAACUGCCAAACACCAAGCUUGCCGCUGCCAUAUACAAUGUCGGCGGUGGCUUCGGUGUGAAGCCCUUCCUUGAGUCGUCCAUCGAAGAGAUCGACGCCUCCUUGCAGUCGAGCCCCCGAGGCCUCUACAACUUCGCCAAGGCCUCCCUUCCGCUCCUCCUAGAGUCUACCGAGGACUCGCCAUACCCUCCAACCCUGCUGGUCACGGGCGCCACCGCCUCACUCAAAGGGUCGGCGCGCUUCGGCCUCUUCGCCGCUGGCAAAUUUGCUAAGCGGGCGCUGGCGCAGUCGCUUGCGCGUGAGUUCGGCCCCAAGGGCGUGCACGUCGCUCACGUCAUUGUAGAUGGCAUUAUCGACAUCCCGCGAACGGCGCAGCGGGAGGCGAACGGUGGUGCGCCGGACGGCAAGCUCAAGCCAGACCAGAAUGCUGAUCGUGGGAAACAGAUUGCGGAAAACUAUUGGUUCCUUCACACCCAGCACCGAUCGGCGUUCACUCAAGAACUGGACCUACGCCCCUAUGUAGAGAAGUUUUAG
This is a messenger RNA of Thyridium curvatum, 765 nucleotides long. RefSeq lists its product as uncharacterized. Bases 1 to 765 code for a protein of 254 amino acids. The transcript has 3 exons. The record is from RefSeq and is a predicted model, not a curated record. NCBI's taxonomy places the organism in Eukaryota, Fungi, Ascomycota, Sordariomycetes, Thyridiales, Thyridiaceae.